AUGGACCCGGAAAAAACAUACGAUGAGACGGUCGAGGAUGUUAGGUCCACGGUUUCGGUGCCAGACAUAGAUCCAGCGGCAGAGAAACGACUCUUAUGGAAACUCGACCUCCACGUUGUUCCUAUUCUCAUGUUCCUAUUCAUGCUUGCCUUCCUUGAUCGUAUCAAUAUCGGUAAUGCGCGACUUCAGGGUCUUGAAAAGGAUCUGGGGAUGACGGGACACGAUUAUAAUAUCGCCCUAUUUAUCUUCUUCAUUCCAUACAUCCUUUUUGAGGUUCCUAGCAAUCUUUUCUUGAAAAAGGUUUCGCCGUCUUGGUGGUUGAGCGGGAUUAUGUUUUGUUGGGGUAUUAUCACAACAUGUCAAGGUGUUGUAAAGAGCUUCGGUGCCCUCGUUGCAUGUCGGUUCUUGCUGGGUGUAUUUGAGGCCGGGUUGAUGCCAGGCUGCAUAUACUUGAUUGCUAUGUACUAUAAGCGCCACGAGUUGCAAUGGCGAUUCAAUAUCUUCUUCAGCGCUAGUAUUCUGGCUGGAGCAGUCAGUGGACUUCUUGCCUAUGGAAUAGCCCAGAUGGAUGGCGUCGGAGGAUAUAGCGGCUGGCGCUGGAUCUUCAUUAUCGAAGGUCUACUUACAGUAUGCACCGGAAUUGCUGCCAAAUUUCUUAUCGUCGAUUGGCCCGAAACAUCUACUUUCUUGAAUGAGGAGGAGCGUACAUUGCUGCUCCGACGUCUAUCGGAAGACCGCGGUGAAGCGCAAAUGAAUCGCUUCGACAAACCCGCCAUCAAGCGCACAUUCUCAGAUAUCAAGAUCUAUCUUGGAGCUAUUAUGUACUUCGGAAUUGUCAAUACAGGCUAUGCAACCUCGUUCUUCACACCCACCAUCCUCCGCCAGCUCGGCUGGACAUCCGUCCGAGCUCAAGUAAUGAGCAUCCCCAUCUACAUCGUCGCGACAGUAAUCGCACUUGCCACAGCGUUCGCCAGCGACCGACUACGCCAUCGUUUCACCUUCACGAUAUUGGGAUGUAUCAUCGCCACAAUUGGGUACGUUAUUCUCAUCUGUCAGGAGUCGGUACCGGUCGGAGCCCGAUACUUUGCCUUAUUCGCGAUCACGGGCGGAGGAUAUAUGACGCAGCCGAUCUUGUUGGGUUGGGUGAGUAACAACAUGGCUGGGCAUUACAAGCAAUCCAUUGCCUCAGCUAUGCAGAUCGGAUUUGGUAAUUGUGGCGGUCUGGUUGCUAGCAAUGUGUUCUUUGACUCGGAGGCUCCUACAUACCGAACUGGGUUUGGUGUUAGUCUAGGGAUGAUAUGGAUCGGUGGCGUGGCGUGUAUGGUGUUCUUUGGUUAUGUAUACCGUGAAAAUCGGCUGCGGGAGCAGGGUAAGAGGGAUGAUCGGUAUCAUUUGCCUAAGGAGGAGUUGGAGAAUGCUGGAGACGAUCAUCCUAGUUUCCGAUUUACUUAUUAA
This is a messenger RNA of Penicillium vulpinum, 1455 nucleotides long. Its product is annotated as allantoate permease family MFS transporter. Lineage: Eukaryota; Fungi; Ascomycota; Eurotiomycetes; Eurotiales; Aspergillaceae. Gene Ontology annotation, molecular function: transmembrane transporter activity. Gene Ontology annotation, biological process: transmembrane transport. The transcript is spliced from 5 exons. The coding region runs from base 1 to 1455 and encodes 484 amino acids. The record is from RefSeq and is a predicted model, not a curated record. Gene Ontology annotation, cellular component: membrane.